AUGAUGAAAGGAACGGUUGAUCUAAUCAACGUCUCUCCGGCAGGGCAGCCGGGAUCGAAGAAGUUCGACGCGAGUACACUUAAUAACAAAGCAAACACGAGAUUACGAAAAAGCGGCGAGGAAUGGCGGGACGUCGUUUACGUAGACGACGCUCCGCUGAACGGGCCGAAUCUGUACAUAAUUCUGACGGGUUUCCACGACCCGGACCUACCGACGGACUUAAGAAACGUCGGCGUACCGUUGCACUGCAUAAUGCAGAUCAAGAGGCCGUCGGAGAAAUUGGACCGCCUCGUACGUUGUUCCAUCAUCGAGGAAGUGGAGUCCAGGAAAUUAUACUUCCUGGAGGAGUACAGCGUCGGUAAAAUCAAGCUGUUUAACUUUUGGUCGAAAGUGGAGAAACGAUUGACGGAGCCCGAGGAGUAUCCCGAAUACAGCGAUAUUGGAUUUCUCGUAUUCUGUCCACCACAGCUGCCAGACACUCCGUGCGACGACGAAUAUGCCGCGCUGAAGAAGGAUUUGUACGACAGGGUGUCGUAUAUUGUGUAUGAUUUUUAUGAUCUUUAUCGACAGCACGGCAACUAUUUGAAGAGCAUGAAAGUGGAGAAGAGUAUCGUCGCCGAAAACGCAUCGACGCCGAAUAUGGAUAUCUAUGAUAUCUUUUUGAACGCGUUCCCUCUGGAGUGCAUUUCAGUGCCGAUAAUAUUGUUUGCGAUAUUGUCACAAGUUGAGGCGAAUGAGAGAAUGACAGCGGAAAAUUCCAUGGAUGAGAAAGGCGAUGUCAGUGCGAGUCUUAAGGUAAGAUCUUCGACAAUAAUAGUAAAGAGAUUAAAAAACAUAGUUUAUAAUCCUGUGCAGAGCGAGAUCGAGAUACCAGUAGAAAUGGAAGAAACCAAAGAGACACCGGUAUCGUUAAUUGAACAAAAAGUGAAGACACUUGACAUCAAAUUUGAUCUGGAUAGCGAAGGAUUCGAUAUGGACAAUGUCGGGAAGUGCAUAAAAGACAUCGAGUUAGUUUUAUACGGAGACAUUCUGAACAGAGCAGUUCACGUGCUCGAUAACUGCGCGAUUAGUCAAGCGUUGAAACCGAAGGACUUGAUGGAGCUCAUUUUAACCAUCUAUCGACACCCGAUCACUGCGAUUAUUCGCAAAGAGAACCAAAUUCCGGAGAAAAGACUGAAUCAAUACACUCGUCAUCUUAACAGAAUUCGACAUUAUUUCGAUGCCAAAUUGAGCGACGAAGAAAUCAGGCAUUAUUUGCACAUGUUGGUAUUCGAUGGAAUGAUCUUCAAAUCAUCUGUACCUAACAGAAGUGACACCUCUCGAACGACGUUAACGGAGAAACCGGAAGACAUCGAGUUCAGCGGAGAACAGUAUUCAAUGAGACGUUGCAAGUCGUUACCGAGUCUGAGUUCAAAAUCGCAGCCGGACGUGCAUUUUCUCAGUGAUGGGAACAUCGAUUACGGUUUGAUAAUCCCGGAGAUCAUCAGCUGCUCCGCCCUGUUCGAUCUCAUAGAUCCCCGGGAAUUAUUAGUGCCGGGUUACUUGGAGAAGAACGUCUUCGGGAACCGAACCACGAGCAAGCUUCGGCUGGAAGAUUUCAGCGACGCGGAGCUAUUAUCGAGGCCAAUUUUUCUGCAGCUACUGCACGAGUGUCUUCUCGCGUUCGAUCGCGUCGAGCUCCGAUAUUUCGAACCCACCGACUCUCUGUUGCUGUACUUCAGUAACAAGUGGAGAAUCAAUGGGGUGAACGAGGAGGAAAGAAUGUCUAGCAUUCGGACGCCGGUUCAGCUUCGUGAUUUCUGCAAAUACGUGGUGCCUGAGGAAGAAGAUUGGCUGCGACGGGAGGAGGAAUUGUACAGAUUGCAGACGGCCGAGUGGAUGGAAAGAUUGAUGAGGCAGAGCUCGGAGAUAUACGAAGAAACGAUGGUGUUCCGCGACGAAGACUUCAUUCUGCCUGGGACACUGAAGGCCAAAGAUCUGGAAAAGAGCAGGGAACUCGACGAGCAAAAAGCUAAACUGGAUGUCGUAGAAGGGUCAAUCGAGACUUCAGUUAAUGGAGAUGCAAAGAACAAAAGAAAAGUGAAAGAGAAGGGGAUUAAAACUCCUAAGAAGAACAGAAGAGGUAACAAACUCGGCAAUGAAAAGGCUAGUUCAACAAGAUCAAGUUUAGAAGAAAUGGGGCCAGUGACAACGAAGAGAAGAUCGAUAGUUUCCGAGAUCGAAAAGGAACCGGUUUAUGAUUUUAUUGGCUAUGACAUCGGGACGUUGCGUGUUCAAGUAACGCACCGUAAAAAGACAUUCUUCUCGGCCGACAAUACUCUGGUCCAAGUGGAGAUGGACUAUUGGCUGUACAACAGCAAAGAUUUACGCAUUACCGUCUCUCUACGUGGCUACACUUUAAGAUUGUUCCACCGAGUCGACAAACCCCAGGCGAAUAAAACGUUUCAUUUAACUAGCAGAACGGGGAUUAUUCUGGCUUUUCAGAAACUGGUAACAACUUCGCGUACACCGAAGAUUCCUUACCAGGAUUGGCAAGAAAUGAAUAUCGAGCUCAGAACUUCGUGGCCGACCGGGUUAAUAAUAGAAUCGGUUCUUGGUGAUGGACCGCAGAACCCCUAUUACAUUCAACAGUCAUACACACCGAAGGGGUGCGAUGAUACCGAUGGUAAUCACGAAGUCUGCAGAAAGUUUCUCAGGAAUGGAACCCUGCUAAAAUACUUGGACGAUGGCAGAAUAAUCGUGUUCCGUCCUAACGGGGUAAUCGUAACGUGCACAGAAUUUAAAACGACUCAACCGAAGCAACGCGAAAAUUCAGGAGAUAAAGUGAGAGAAUCGAAGCAUUUACCAAGAAAUAAAAAGAGGUGGACGAGUAAUUUGAAGUCAGAAUUACAUAAAGGAGCUUACGGAGACCAUGGAGAGCGGCAACCGACGACGGUGAUUCAAACGUUAAACUUUUAA
Molecule: messenger RNA, 2958 nt
Organism: Ceratina calcarata
Lineage: Eukaryota; Metazoa; Arthropoda; Insecta; Hymenoptera; Apidae
Exons: 4
Coding region: 1-2958 (985 amino acids)
Biological process (GO): axonemal central apparatus assembly
Cellular component (GO): axonemal central apparatus
Source: RefSeq, a predicted model, not a curated record